AUGUGCUGCAACUACUACGGAAACUCCUGUAGAGGCUGUGGAUACGGCUCAAGAUAUGGCUAUGGCUGUGGAUAUGGCUCAGGCUAUGGCUGUGGAUACGGCUCUGGCUAUGGCUGUGGAUAUGGCUCUGGCUAUGGCUCUGGCUGUGGAUAUGGCUGUGGAUAUAGUUCUGUGUCUGGUUGUGGAUAUGGUUCCAGGUAUGGCUGUGGAUAUGGCUCUGGCUGCUAUAGCUACAGACCACUUUUCUACAGAAGAUGGCAUUCUUCUUGCUGCUAG
Molecule: messenger RNA, 276 nt
Organism: Mastomys coucha (southern multimammate mouse)
Lineage: Eukaryota; Metazoa; Chordata; Mammalia; Rodentia; Muridae
Product: keratin-associated protein 21-1-like
Exons: 2
Coding region: 1-276 (91 amino acids)
Source: RefSeq, a predicted model, not a curated record